AUGAAUUUUUAUGCUCAAACAUCAAACUCAGUUUCAAAUAUUUUGCUUUGGCUUCCUCUAAUAAUCUCACUUCUCCUACUCCAAUGUCUAGCCAAUAGUUCCCAAAAUACAAGCGUUGGUGUGAUAAUUGAUUUUAAUUCUGUAACUGGGAAGCAACAGAGAACAGCCAUGCAAAUUGCAACUCAAAAUUUCAAUAAUUAUUCAAACACUCAUAACUUAAUCCUUUUCUUCAAGGACUCUGGUAGAAACCCUAUACAAGCAGCUUCAGCUGCUGAAGAAUUAAUUACUAAGAAGAAAGUUAGAGUCAUUAUUGGCAUGGAAACAUGGCAAGAAGCAGCUCUUGUUGCUGACCUUGGAGCCAAGUUUCAAGUACCAAUAAUUUCAUUUUCUUCUCCAUCAUUAGUCCCUUCAUCAUCAAUGCAACUUCGUUGGCCUUUCUUGAUUCAAAUGACUCAAAAUCACACAGCACAAAUGAACUUCAUAGCUGAUAUUGUCCAUGCUUUCAACUCUCAAAAGGUUAUAGCUAUAUAUGAAGACAACCCUUAUAGUAAUGAUUACGGAAUUUUAACCCUCUUAUCUGACGCUCUCGAAAAGGUUAACUCGAAGAUCGAGUAUCAAUUAGUUCUUCCACCGUUCACUUCUUUGUCUGAUCCAAAAGGGGUUGUUCUUGAUGAAUUGUUGAAGCUGUUGCCACAAAAAUCGCGUGUUUUUGUCGUACUUCAAGCAUCAUUACCUAUGGUGAACCAUUUGUUUAGAGAAGCUAAGAAAAUUGGAUUAUUGGAGAGAGAAUCAUGUUGGAUAAUCAAUGAGGAGAUUACAAGCAUGUUGGCAUAUGUAGAUAAAUCUGUUUUAUCUUCUAUGAAAGGUGUUUUGGGAAUCAAAACCAACAUUUCUACAAGUUCCAGUGGUUAUACUCAGUUGCAAGAAAAUUUCCAAGCUGAUCCUACAGAAACAGUUGAGUCCAGACCAGGAUCAAAUGCUUUGCUAGCUUAUGAUAGCAUUACAAUUGUUACAAAGGCUUUGGAGAAAAUGAAUACUAACUCUAGUAGCUCAAGGAUUUUAUUGGAGGAAAUGUUAUCUUCUAAUUUCAAUGGCUUAAGUGGUGAUAUAAGAUUCAAAGAAAGACAACUAUCCUGCAACCCAAUAUUAAGUGUCAUAAAAGUGGUUGAUAAUGAUAAGAAACAUAUGGAAUUGGAUUUUUGGAAUCCAAAGUUGAAGUUUGCUAGAUCUCUUAUAGAAAGCAUAAAUGACUCUACACCUAAGACAUGGAAAGUACAUACAAAUACAAACCCUUUAAAAGUUGCAAUUCCUAUGAAUCCUGCAUUUGAUAACUUUUUGAAAUUCUCACCAAAUGAACCUCCUACUGGUUUUUGUAUUGAACUUUUCAAAGAGAUCAGAGAAAUUCUGAGUGAGCAAUAUUUUGGCCUUCCCUAUGAAUUUCACGCCUUCAAUGAAUCUUAUGAUGAACUUAUGUAUGAAGUCAUAAAUGAGCUCUAUGAUGUUAUUGUAGGAGAUGUAACAAUACUUGCCAACCGAUCAAAGCUGGUAUCAUUCACUCAACCAUAUACUGAGUCAGGCUUAUCACUCAUAUUUCCAGAAGAGACUGAAGGGUCAGCAUGGUUGUUUAUGAAACCAUUUAGCAUGGAAAUGUGGAUUGCAACGGUUGGUAUCCUUAUCUACACAAUGAUUACCAUUUGGUUCUUGGAACAUCACUUGAAUCCUGAAUUUGGUGGACCAUUGAAAACCCAGAUCAGCACCACUUUGUGGUUUGCUUUUUCUACUCUAUUUUUUGCUCAUAAGGAAAAAAUAAACAGCAACUCUGCAAGAAUAGUAGUUGGAGUUUGGUUAUUUCUUGUGUUUGUGCUAACCUCAAGCUACACUGCAAAUCUUUCAUCAUUGCUUACUGUCCAAAAGUUGAGGUCUGAUAGAGACAUUGAAUGGCUUAAACAAAACAAUUUACCAGUUGGUUGUGAUAACAGCAGUACCUUUGUAAAGGACUACUUGGUUCAAGUGUAUAAUUUCCCUAGGCCCCAAGUUAUAGAUGUUGAGGAUGAACGUGACAUGGUGGAUAAAUUCAAGAGCAAAAAAAUUGCUGCUCUCUUUGUUGAGAGUCCAUAUGAGAAGGUUUUCUUAAAUAAGUACUGCAAAGACUACACAGCAACUACAGCAGCCUAUAAAUUUGGAGGAAUGGGAUUUGUAUUUCAAAAAGGGGAUCCAAUGGCCAAAGACUUUUCUGAAGCCAUUUUAACACUUGCAGAAAAUGGAAAACUAAAAGCUUUGGAAGAGACUUGGUUAACACCUUCCAACGAAUGUUCAAACAACUCACCUUCUCCAGAAACUGAGAGCCUGACCGUUGGCAAAUUUUGGGGACUCUAUAUCAUAUGUGCUACCACUUCCACUAUCUGCUUAAUACUAGCUUUAUUGAAGAAGUAUUUCCAUUACCAUAACCACUAUGAAGAGGAAGCUCAACUUUCUCAACGAAAUGUAACCACUGAAUCUGAUGAUGAUCAUAAUAAUAAUAAUGAUAUGAAGAGAGUUUUAAGAAGUGGUACUGGCUUAUACAAUGGAAAUCUGAUGGCUUUAAAUAAAUCUGCAACUUUUGGUGGCAGUGUAUUACAAGGUGUACGCCGUCGAAAUUCGCCAAGGUUGGAGAGUGUAACCAUUUCUGAUGAACUGAACAAUCCACAACGCUCCCAAUCAGCUGUCAUAGAAAUGAUGUAAUGUCUUUAGGAAAUAUGUUACCUAAAACGCAAACACAAAACUUACAUCCACUGAUUAUAAUUCAUCAUAUCUGAAAGAUUCACAUGUUAGUUUUUCCGUAUAUAUCGUAGCUUUGCCUUAAACAUUUUCAACCGGUAUUUGUAUGUUUUUAGUCAUUGUAGUAGUAGCACUGGUUUUUCAGAAAAUCUGGUGUUACACUGCUCUUAAGCAUUAACUUGAAAACCAUGUUCAGCAGCAUAAUGUAUUCAAUAUGAAAUAGAAACUAGUGCCACAUUCCUUUA
This is a messenger RNA of Cicer arietinum (chickpea), 3002 nucleotides long. Its product is annotated as glutamate receptor 2.7-like. Gene Ontology annotation, molecular function: ligand-gated monoatomic ion channel activity. Gene Ontology annotation, cellular component: membrane. Lineage: Eukaryota; Viridiplantae; Streptophyta; Magnoliopsida; Fabales; Fabaceae. The record is from RefSeq and is a predicted model, not a curated record.